CUCUUUUGUGCAGCAGCCUUUGGAAGUGUCAGUCGUGCCCAGCCUCCUGUGAAUGAGCCAUGCCUUCUGUGUCUGGAAGCAAAUGCUUGAAAGAUGCUCAAACUCCACGCACAGAUGAAGGAAACUUGCUGUAUGCAGACAAGAAGUGUCCCGUGGACGGAGUUGUUGAAAUUUUCCCCGCGGCGCACAAGUCGUCUGCACUCAGAGGAGACGACUGCAUCGACGAUGAGGACAAAUCCCACCAAACACGUGAAGAAAAUGGUGCAAAAGAGGAAAAGGCAGAAGCUCAGAUAAAGUGGAUUCGUCCUGAUUUACCCAGCAGAUGCACCUGGAGGCCGGGCGCGCCGAUGUCAGAGUCCCCUCACAGCCAACCACCACGCAUUAAGCCGCCACGAAUCCUCCCCAACAUCCUCGGACACAUUGGAUACACACCUCUGGUCCGCCUGAACAAAAUCCCGAAGGAGUUUGGGUUAAAGUGUGAAAUGUUUGCCAAGUGUGAGUUUUUCAACGCAGGCGGCAGCAUUAAAGACAGAAUCACCAUGCGGAUGGUGGAGGACGCCGAGGAAGCUGGCAUCCUCAAACCAGGGGACACAAUCAUUGAGCCCACCUCCGGUAACACAGGAAUCGGACUUGCUCUCAUAGCGGCUGUGAAAGGCUACCGCUGCAUCAUUGCGAUGCCCGAGAAGAUGAGUAUGGAGAAAGUGGAUGUGCUGAAGGCCCUCGGGGCAGAGAUAGUUCGCACUCCUUCAUCUGCAGCUUUCGACUCGCCGGAGUCUCACAUACGGACAGCUUGGAGGUUAAAGAGCGAGAUUCCCAACUCGCACAUCCUGGACCAGUAUCGUAACGCCAGUAACCCGCUGGCUCACUACGACACAACAGCUGAGGAAAUACUGGAGCAGUGUGAAGGUAAACUGGACAUGGUUGUAGCUGGAGCAGGGACCGGUGGUACGCUGACAGGCAUAGCUCGAAAGCUAAAGGAGAAGUGCCCCAAUGUCAAGAUAAUCGGCGUCGAUCCUGAGGGCUCGAUGCUGGUUCACUCAGAACAGCAUCAAAGUGCUCAUUUCGAAGUCGAGGGCAUUGGAUAUGACUUCAUCCCCAUGGUGUUGGACCGAUCUCUUGUCCACCAGUGGUACAAAGCGAGCGAUAAGGAAACAUUUAACAUGGCACGCAAACUAAUAAGAGAGGAAGGCCUCCUCUGUGUUGAAUUUGUUGGUGAUCCAGGUGGGAGUUCUGGCUCAGCGAUGGCGGCAGCAGUGGAAAUGGCUCAGCAGCUGGAGGAGGGACAGCGCUGCGUGGUCAUCCUGCCAGACUCGGUUCGCAACUACAUGUCAAAGUUCCUGUGCGAUCAGUGGAUGUGUGAAAAAGGUUUCCUGGAGAGUCCGAAUGAGAUCAAGCCCUGGUGGUGGAACGCGACAGUCCGCAGUUUACACCUCUCCAAUCCGCUCACCUUUGCUCCGUUACUGUCCUGCCAAAAAGUCAUCGAGAUCCUGAAAGAGAAGGCUUUUGACCAGGCUCCAGUCCUCAGUGAGUCUGGUGAGGUCAUGGGCAUGGUCACUCUGGGAACCAUUCUUUCCAGUGUGCAGGAUGGAAAAGUCAAACUAUCAGAUCCAGUCAGCAUGGUGCUUUUCAAGGACUUCAGACAGGUGCGCCUGACGGACAACCUGGGGAAGUUAUCCUGCAUCCUCAAAACCCAGAACUUUGCCCUGGUGGUGGAUGAUCAGACCCAGAACGAUGCGGCGGGUUCUGUUUGUCCGAGGCAGAACGGGUUUGGCGUUGUGACGGCGAUCGACCUCCUGAACUUCAUCACCGCACAUGAGGGACAGGAUCUCCCAUAAUCCUCAUGUUCGCCCUCAUGCAGCCAGGCAGUGAGUUGUUUGGAGGAUUUCACCUGCUUAAUCAGGUUGUUUUAAAAUAAAAUAAAAAGCCAGCUCAAUAAAAUGAAAAUAUUGUGAGGAAUUAUGCUUCAUUUAGUCAUUUUGUUUCAUUUUUCAACAUUACAGUAGAUGUAAACACCUUAUAAGCAUUCAAUGGUUAGAAUAUGAUUGAGAAGAAAACUUUCUACACUUUAUGUUACUUUUAUGAAAAGUUUGUAGAAAAAUUGCAGAUGAAAAUUUCUGGUAUGAUUCGUUUUAUAUAGUUUAGUUAUACACAGAUUAUUUAAAGUAUUUUCAUGAGUCAAGGAGUCGAUGUCUGUCGGGAUCAGCUAAGGGAUUUGCACGGGUCAAAUCUUGUAAUAUGUAAAACAUUAUUGAUACAAUAGACACUCUUCAACUUUUUUCAUCAUUAAUUAACAACGGUAGGUAUUGUACCACUCCUUCCAGUUUUGUUGCUAUAUUUGUUUUCUUUUUACUCUAUUUGCCUCUGUAAUGUUUAAGUUUUUUUUUAUAGAUUUAACGUCGCUGUCUGGUGAUAAAACUUCAGCAAAGAGAAUUAUGGAAGUGUGUGAAUUUAUGUUAUUUUU
This is a messenger RNA of Poeciliopsis prolifica (blackstripe livebearer), 2461 nucleotides long. RefSeq names its product cystathionine beta-synthase b (gene cbsb). The transcript has 15 exons. NCBI's taxonomy places the organism in Eukaryota, Metazoa, Chordata, Actinopteri, Cyprinodontiformes, Poeciliidae. Gene Ontology annotation, cellular component: cytoplasm. Gene Ontology annotation, molecular function: cystathionine beta-synthase activity; cysteine synthase activity. The record is from RefSeq and is a predicted model, not a curated record. Bases 60 to 1835 code for a protein of 591 amino acids.